Nerophis lumbriciformis (worm pipefish) is the source of this 2926-nucleotide messenger RNA. RefSeq names its product transcription factor COE1-like. Gene Ontology annotation, molecular function: DNA binding; DNA-binding transcription factor activity. Lineage: Eukaryota; Metazoa; Chordata; Actinopteri; Syngnathiformes; Syngnathidae. The record is from RefSeq and is a predicted model, not a curated record. Gene Ontology annotation, biological process: regulation of DNA-templated transcription.
AUGACGACAAGUGUAAAAGUGUCCAGCCCACGGAGACACCGGAACACCUCAGCGGAGCCAAAAUGUCCUCGGGAACACACAAAAGGACCGGCAGGAUGUCUUGUUUCCUACCGCUGUGAAGAAACACACCUCCCAGGCAGCGUCACGAGGGGGAGGGGCCAGUGCGAGGCUCGCUCUGCGCCCACUUCAUUAGCUCGCCGCGUCUCAUCAGGACCUCCACGUUCGCGUACCCCCCCUCCCCUCCUAUGCACCCCGCCCCCGGCUCCUGAGAGAUGCUCUCCCCGCUCUCCUUCAACUUGCCGGCCUGACAAGUCCAGAGGGACCCGCGCAGGACUCUACAGUUCUGGACCGGGACCUCCUACCUCCUCCUCAGGUCCAGGUGUCUCGUGCAGGAGGAUUACUCUUCAUCCUCAUCUUCUUCAUCCCCCCCACACCCCCCGCCCUCCUAUGAUGUUCUCCAUCCAGGACGGCCUCCCCCGGGGGGGUCUGACCAUGAAGGAGGAACCGCUCCCCACCGGCAUGACCCCGGUGCGCUCCUGGAUGCACGGCGCGGGGAUCCUGGACGCCAACACCGCAGCGCAGAGCGGUGUGGGUCUGGCGCGAGCUCACUUCGAGAAGCAGCCGCCGUCCAACUUGAGGAAGUCCAACUUCUUCCACUUUGUCCUGGCGCUGUACGACCGCCAGGGUCAGCCCGUGGAGAUCGAGAGGACGUCCUACGUGGACUUUGUGGAGAAGGACAAGGAGUACAACGGAGAGAAGACCAACAAUGGAAUCCACUACAGGUUACAGCUUCUUUACAGCAACGGCAUCAGGACAGAGCAAGACCUUUUCGUGCGCCUCAUUGACUCCAUGACAAAACAGCCCAUCCUGUACGAGGGACAGGACAAGAACCCCGAAAUGUGUCGCGUCCUACUCACGCACGAGAUCAUGUGCAGUCGCUGUUGUGACAAAAAAAGUUGUGGAAAUCGUAACGAGACGCCCUCGGACCCCGUCAUCAUCGACAGGUUCUUCCUCAAGUUCUUCCUCAAGUGCAAUCAGAACUGUUUGAAAAAUGCGGGCAACCCGCGAGACAUGAGGCGCUUCCAGGUGGUGGUGUCCACCACUGUCAACGUGGACGGUCACGUGCUGGCCGUCUCCGACAACAUGUUUGUCCACAACAACUCCAAACACGGGCGACGCGCUCGACGCCUGGACCCCUCUGAAGCAGCCACGCCGUGCAUCAAAGCCAUCAGCCCGAGCGAGGGCUGGACCACUGGAGGCGCCACCGUCAUCCUCAUCGGCGACAACUUCUUCGACGGCCUGCAGGUGGUGUUCGGAACCAUGCUGGUCUGGAGCGAGCUCAUCACACCGCACGCCAUCCGGGUCCAGACGCCUCCUCGCCACAUUCCCGGCGUGGUGGAGGUCACGCUGUCGUACAAGUCCAAACAGUUCUGCAAGGGAGCGCCGGGUCGCUUUGUCUACACAGCUUUGAACGAGCCCACCAUCGACUACGGCUUCCAGAGGUUACAGAAGGUCAUCCCUCGCCACCCUGGAGACCCCGAGAGGUUACCUAAGGAAGUGCUGUUGAAGCGUGCGGCCGACCUGGUGGAGGCGCUGUACGGGAUGCCUCACAACAACCAGGAGAUGAUCUUGAAGCGAGCGGCGGACCUGACGGAGGCGCUCUACAGCGUGCCACGCUCUCACAACCAGCUGCCCUCCCUGGGAGGCUCCGCCCACUCGGGCAUGAUGGCUGUCAACUCCUUCAGCAGCCAGCUGGCCGUCAACAUCUCCGAGGCCUCGCAGGCCGACCAAGGUUAUUCCCGUAACUCCAGCAGCGUGUCUCCUCGUGGUUACGUGGCCAGCUCCACGCCGCAGCAGGCCAACUACUCCUCCAUCAACGGCUACGGCGCCGCCGCCAUGGGCAACCUGGCCGUGCCCGGCUCGCCCGGCUUCCUCAACGGCUCCGGCGCCAACUCCGCUUAUGCAAGCCCUUACUCAUUCUCUCCUGUCCAUAUGGUCUCCGCAGUCAAACAGAAGAGCGCCUUCGCCCCCGUCGUGCGGCCACAGACCUCGCCGCCCCCCGCCUGCACCUCCUCCUCCAAUGGCGGCAGCCUGCAGGCCAUGGCCGGUCUCAUCGUCCCUCCCAUGUGAGCAGACUCCGCCCCUUCCAACCGGAUGGAUGCGAGUAGUAACACCAAUUUAGGGGGGCUCGGGGUGUUCUUCAUCACGAUGGAAGACGUGGAAAAAUCUCCAACCUUCUCCUCCACACCACCACCGUUUCCAACCGUUUUCAGUCCAAGUCGAGUCUUCCGGCGUCUUCUUCGGCGGCAUCCGGAGGAACAGGAAGUUCCCUCCAUCCCAGCCGGGAAAACUGGAAUCCUUUUCUUCUUCUUCUUCUCCUUCUUCUUCUUCUUCUUCUUCUUCUCGUGCUUCUUUUCUAAGUGUUUAUAAUCCGCAUUCGAUGUUUGCAAACACCUCCUCGUCUUUUAUGAUUGUACAAAAAUCGACUUUUUGUAAAAAAAAAAUUACAAAAAAAAAGUCCUGACAUCAUCUGGUCUCCUGGUCACCACAGCGCCCCCCACUGGACGCCACCUUCCCACUUUUUAACGUUUUUUCUCUUUUUUCUCGACUUUGGCGAGGCGACUUUUGUACGAGGUCACGCCGUGAACACGUCCUGCCAGUGCAAUGCAGCUUCUCCAAGCAAAUAACACAGAUAUAUGAAAUAUAUACGGGAAAUAAACAAGACGGCUGCAGAAAAAGGUGGAUUACAGGAAGUGAGCGUUGAACUUCCUGUUUGUUUUUCAGCGUUUUUUCUUUGUGUGACAAAAAAGAAAAAAGUUUAUGAAAGCACAAAGUUGACCACUUCCUGUGUACAUACGUGUGCAUGUUUGUUUGUUUCCUGUGAUAAUGACGUGCUUUUUGUACAGAAACUUCAAUAAAGAUGACA